This is a messenger RNA of Neogale vison (American mink), 3320 nucleotides long. RefSeq names its product ST6 N-acetylgalactosaminide alpha-2,6-sialyltransferase 6 (gene ST6GALNAC6). The record is from RefSeq and is a predicted model, not a curated record. Gene Ontology annotation, molecular function: alpha-N-acetylgalactosaminide alpha-2,6-sialyltransferase activity. The coding region runs from base 1086 to 2192 and encodes 368 amino acids. Gene Ontology annotation, biological process: oligosaccharide metabolic process; ganglioside biosynthetic process. NCBI's taxonomy places the organism in Eukaryota, Metazoa, Chordata, Mammalia, Carnivora, Mustelidae. The transcript is spliced from 6 exons.
GGCAGGGGGAAGAUGCGGGGCCCCAGGUUUCCCCUAGACCCACUCCCGGCAGCGGCGCCUGGAGAUCCCGGUCCUCGCGCCCAUAGGCUGUCUGACUCCAUCGUUAGAGCUCGGGGACCUGCCGCCGUCCUGCCUCCCUCCUCUUCCCAGCUGGGGCUAGGGCUGUGGACCUCCCGGAGUGCGGGAACUGGGGGGAGGUGGUCAGCGCAAGAGGGGGCGUAGAGGGUGAGUCGUACCCCGCCAGUGGACCCACGGGCUCAGCGACCCCCCAUGUAGACAUUAGGAGCCUCCCUUCCCCUUCUCUCCAGAGCCCUCCUCCCACGAGGCUCGUGGGGGCGUCUCGACCCUGCCGGAGGACUCCCCCACGCCGAGAGAGGCAAAGCCCCCAGAGAGCAGGGUGUGGCCCCCACCCUUAGCGCAGGGACUCAGCCCUCCUGCUCUGCCAGCCUCGGGGCUGAGGCCACACUCCUGGCCCCGCACUCUGGGCUGCCAACUCCCCAGGCCUCCCCAGCCUGAGCAAGUCGCUCCCCAGCAGGCCUGCUCACUAGUGCUAGGCCAGGUGCUGAGCACACACUUGGUGGCCUCUGGCCCAUUCCAGUCCCGGGAAAUCCUGGAGGGAGAUCCGGGCAAGCUCAGCCCCAGGCUGCUCCCUGAGAACAAGCCUGUAAACAAGGCUCCCCGGAAGACUCUGGGCAGCUCUGCCUCUCUGAACCUCAGUCUCCUUAUCUGUGAAAUGGGGAUUAAGAGUCCUUCCCUUGCAGCAUUGCCGGGAGGAUGGGGUGAGUGGGUGAUGCGCAGUGUGGCUCCCUGCACACCUUCCUCGAUAUUAGAGGGAAGUGGCUAGGCUAGGUGUCAGAGAAGGGGCAGUGUUUCCCUCGCAAGCUCAGGGUGAGGCAGGCCCCCAACAAUGAAUAACCACGAGACAAACAGCUACUGACAGUCACUGACCAAGCACUUUCAAGCCCGGUGCUUCCCUUGCCACAUCUUCUUGAAUCCUUUCAACAACCCUGUGUGACCCCACAUCCCUGCCCCCUGGGCCACCUGCAGGACGCCGGCCCCUGCCCCUCAGUAGACGCCGGAGAGAGAUGAGUAGCAACAAAGAGCAGCGCUCAGCAGUGUUCGUGGUUCUCUUCGCCCUCAUCACCAUCCUCAUCCUCUACAGCUCCAACAGUGCCAAUGAGGUCUUCCAUUACGGCUCCCUGCGGGGCCGCACCCGCAAGCCCAUCAACGUCAGGAAGUGGAGCAUCACCGACGCGUAUGUCCCGAUUCUCGGCAACAAGACGCUGCCCUCCCGGUGCCACCAGUGUGUGAUCGUCACCAGCUCUAGCCACCUGCUGGGAACCAAGCUGGGCCCCGAGAUUGAGCGAGCCGAGUGCACAAUCCGCAUGAACGACGCGCCCACCACGGGCUACUCAGCCGACGUAGGCAACAAGACCACCUUCCGCGUGGUUGCCCAUUCCAGCGUGUUCCGUGUGCUGCGGAGGCCCCAGGAGUUCGUCAACCGGACCCCCGAAACCGUGUUCAUCUUCUGGGGGCCCCCAAACAAGAUGCAGAAGCCCCAGGGCAGCCUUGUGCGUGUCAUCCAGCGGGCAGGCCUGGUGUUCCCCAACAUGGAGGCCUAUGCCGUCUCUCCCGGCCGCAUGCGCCAGUUUGACGACCUGUUCCGGGGUGAGACGGGCAAGGACAGGGAGAAGUCCCAUUCGUGGUUGAGCACCGGCUGGUUCACCAUGGUCAUAGCGGUGGAGCUGUGUGACCACGUGCACGUCUAUGGCAUGGUCCCCCCGGACUACUGCAGCGGCCCCGCCUCCAGCGCAUGCCCUACCACUACUAUGAGCCCAAGGGGCCGGACGAGUGUGUCACCUACAUCCAGAAUGAGCACAGCCGCAAGGGCAACCACCACCGCUUCAUCACCGAGAAGAGGGUCUUCUCCUCCUGGGCCCAGCUGUACGGGAUCACCUUCUCCCAUCCCUCCUGGACCUAGGCCACCCCGCCUGUGGACCUCCCACGGGGUGGGGGGGAAGGCCGGAGAGACCACUCUCUCCUCCCAGCCACUCAACCAAGGGCCAUCUCGUGGCCAAUCAAAGCUGGCCGGAGUGUCUUCAGGCCAAUCAGGGCCUUGUAUCCUCCAGCCAGUGAGGGCCUGGGGGUGUCUCUUGACCGAUCAGGGAUUUGGAUUUGAGCUAUGUGGUUAAUCAGGGGUGUUGGAGGUCUUUCUUGUCCAGUCAGGGUCUGAGCAGUCAAUCAGGGUAUUUCUGAAGUUAUCUGAGGCUAAGGACAUGUGCUUUCCCAUGAGGCCUUGGUUCAGAGCCCCAGGAUGGACACCGCCUCUCCCCCAUCACUCCCUGUUGGCUGGGACAGUGGGGUCCUGUCCUGCAGAGCUGGGAACUCUGCGCUGCUCCCUCACUUCCCAGAGCCAGAAAGAGAGGUUGCAUAGGAGUGGGAGCUGUGUCUGGAGGCCAGGCCAGGGCAUUUGGGAGCUUGUAGGGGGUAUCUUAGAGGUAGGAGCCAGCAUCUUGGUCUUGGCUCUGCCCUGAGUGGCUUUGGACAAAACUCUUGCCCUCUCUCUGGUCACCCUCCUGCCUGUGUCAGGUUCUGACGUGGAGUCUGAGGCCCCCUUCCCACUUUCCCCACUGACCUCCUUGGGUCUGUUUUCCCUAAGACUGGACCCCUUAGCCACCACCCCUUGCUGGGGGGCUCAGCUCCUUGGGGGUCUGGAGUCCUCUUUCUCACCUCCUCCUGGAAACUUAGGGUAUUUUUGCAUAAACUCCCACAGGGUUUGGGGAGAGUGGGAUCUAAUAGGAAAGGAACAAACCUUCAGCUGUUUCCUUAGUUCCUCCACUCAGCUGCCAUUAGUUUGGCUCUUAAAGAGCCAGGCUCCCUUUUCUGCCAUCCAGCAGUCAGGCUUUCCACCUGUUGGAGUAGCCUUUGGGGUACUCCAAAGAGGGAUAAUCCCAGCCAAACUGGGGUUUCACACAGCCCCUUUUUCUGCAGCUACUGGAGUCAUCCAAGGGUCUCCCCUCAGCUGGGCCUGGGAAGGCUCUAGGGGGCCGAGAGCCCCAUUGCCUGGGUUCUGCCCCCUCACUCUACACCAGGCACUUUAUUGCUGGACCUCAGUGGGGUGGACUUGCCCCUGCUCUUCCAGAGUCCGGAAGGGAACACUGGAGGGCUUCCUGGAGGAGGCUGUGGAACGGGAGGGGUCAGGUGGAGGAGGAAGAGGCCAGCAGCAAGCCUUUGCACAUUGGGGUGGGGGCUGGGAGCCCAUGAGUACCCAGACUCGGUUUUGUAAUGAUUUGUUCAGGAAUAAAUGCACCUAAGCUCUG